CCCGACCGUCGGCGAUCCAGCUGGUGCCUGUGAAGUCACCAUGAUGUGGUCCCCAUCAGCUACCCUCUCCCUGUUCCUGCUGCUGUUGCUGCUAGGCCAUGUCCCUCCCAGCAGACUACAGUCACUGGGCACCAAGAAGCUCCGGCUGGUGGGCCCAGGAAGCAAACCAGAGGAGGGCCGCCUGGAGGUGCUGCACCAGGGCCAGUGGGGCACUGUGUGUGAUGAUGACUUCGCUCUCCAGGAGGCCACAGUGGCCUGCCGCCAACUGGGCUUUCAGUCUGCCUUGACCUGGGCCCACAGUGCCAAGUAUGGCCAAGGGGAGGGACCCAUCUGGCUGGACAAUGUGCGCUGUGUGGGUACUGAAAGCACCCUGGACCAGUGUGGAUCUAACGGCUGGGGUGUCAGUGACUGCAGUCACUCAGAAGAUGUUGGGGUGGUGUGCCACCCCCAGCGCCAGAGUGGCUACCUCUCUGAGAAAGUCUCCAAUGCUCUAGGGCCCCAGGGCCAGCGGCUGGACGAGGUACGCCUCAAGCCCAUCCUUGCCAGCACCAAGCGGCACAGCCCAGUGACUGAGGGGGCUGUGGAGGUGCGGUAUGAGGGUCACUGGCGGCAGGUAUGUGACCAAGGCUGGACCAUGAACAACAGCAGAGUGGUGUGCGGGAUGCUGGGAUUCCCCAGCCAAGUGCCUGCCAACAGCCAUUACUACAGGAAAGUCUGGAAUUUGAAGAUGAAGGAUCCCAAAUCUAGGCUGAACAGCCUGGCCAGUAAGAAUUCCUUCUGGAUCUACCGAGUCAACUGUCUGGGGACAGAACCCCACCUAGCCAACUGCCAGGUACAGGUGGCUCCAGGACGGGGCAAACUGCAGCCGGCCUGCCCAGGUGGCAUGCACGCUGUGGUCAGCUGUGUGCCAGGGCCUAACUUUCACCCACUGAAGACGAAGCCCCAGCGAAAGGCGUCCCGGUCAGAGCAGGAACUAAAGGUGCGCCUGCGCUCUGGCGCCCAGGUGGGCGAGGGCCGUGUGGAAGUGCUCGUGAACCGCCAGUGGGGCACAGUCUGUGACCACGGAUGGAACCUCAUCUCCGCCAGCGUUGUAUGUCGUCAGCUUGGCUUUGGCUCUGCACGGGAGGCCCUUUUUGGGGCCCAGCUGGGCCAAGGGCUAGGGCCCAUUCACCUGAGUGAGGUGCGCUGCAGGGGGUAUGAACGGAUCCUCAGUGACUGUCUCGCCCUGGAGGGGUCCCAGAAUGGUUGUCAACAUGGGAAUGAUGCUGCUGUCAGAUGCAAUAUUCCUGACAUGGGCUUCCAGAAUCAGGUGCGCUUGGCUGGUGGGCGUAGCCCUGAGGAGGGUGUGGUGGAAGUACAGGUGGAGGUGAACGGGGUUCUACACUGGGGGACCGUGUGCAGUGACCACUGGGGACUCACGGAAGCCAUGGUGGCCUGCCGACAACUCGGCCUGGGUUUUGCCAACUUUGCCAUCAAGGACACCUGGUACUGGCAGGGGACACCGGAGGCCAGAGAAGUUGUGAUGAGUGGGGUGCGCUGCUCAGGCACAGAGCUGGCCCUGCAGCAGUGUCAGAGGCACGGACCUGUGCACUGCUCCCACGGUACUGGGCGCUUUUCAGCUGGAGUAGCCUGCAUGAACAGUGCUCCAGACCUAGUGAUGAAUGCCCAGCUGGUACAGGAGACAGCCUACCUGGAGGACCGCCCACUCAGCCUGCUGUACUGUGCCCAUGAGGAGAAAUGCCUCUCUGAAUCCGCCGACCACAUGGACUGGCCCUAUGGACACCGGCGUCUGUUGCGCUUCUCCUCACAGAUCUACAACCUGGGCAGAGCUGACUUCCGUCCCAAGACUGGACGCCACAGCUGGAUUUGGCACCAGUGCCACAGGCAUUACCACAGCAUUGAGGUCUUCACCCACUAUGAUCUGCUCACAAUCAAUGGCUCCAAGGUGGCAGAGGGGCACAAGGCCAGCUUCUGUCUAGAAGACACAAACUGCCCCACAGGACUGCAACGGCGCUAUGCAUGUGCCAACUUCGGGGAACAGGGAGUGACUGUAGGCUGCUGGGAUACCUAUCGGCAUGACAUUGAUUGCCAGUGGGUGGAUAUCACAGAUGUGGGCCCUGGGGACUAUAUCUUCCAGGUAGUAGUGAACCCCACAAAUGAGGUGGCAGAGUCGGACUUCUCCAACAACAUGAUACGCUGUCGCUGCAAGUAUGACGGGCAGAGGGUCUGGCUGCACAACUGCCACACAGGAGAUUCCUAUCGAGCCAAUACAGAGCUCUCCCUGGAGCAGGAACAGCGACUCAGGAACAACCUCAUUUGAAGUCAUCCCUGCAUAUUCCCAGCUCUGCUCACACACCAGAUACCUCAACUUAUUGGAGCCAUGCCCUUCACAGAGCCCUGACUCAGAGGAAAAGGGGCCAGUGCCAAGGGGCACCAAGAACCUGCUCAGGAAGCCUUUUGAUGGCAAGAUCAUCAAGCCAGAUGGUACUGCUCCAUUAGGAUGGCUCUGGGCCUAUCCCCAGAGCACCUGUGGCCUACAGAAUAUGGCCUCC
Messenger RNA from Castor canadensis (American beaver), 2552 nucleotides. RefSeq names its product lysyl oxidase like 4 (gene Loxl4). Lineage: Eukaryota; Metazoa; Chordata; Mammalia; Rodentia; Castoridae. Gene Ontology annotation, molecular function: copper ion binding; protein-lysine 6-oxidase activity. Gene Ontology annotation, biological process: peptidyl-lysine oxidation; collagen fibril organization. Gene Ontology annotation, cellular component: membrane. The record is from RefSeq and is a predicted model, not a curated record.